ACAGCGCGGCCAGCACGCCGGCGGCAUGUCUGUGGGCAGGAAGAACUGGUCGGCGCUGUCCAGCCUGGCCCGACAGCGGACUCUGGAAGAUGAGGAGGAGCAGGAGCGUGAACGCAGGCGGCGCCACCGCAACCUGAGCUCUACCACGGAGGAGGAGUCCCCCAGGUUCACCCAGAACGGAGAGCAGCGGGCAGCCGAGAGGCUGCCGAGUGUGGAGGAAGCAGAGGCGCCCCCGCCGCCACCCCCAGCCCCCAAGGACGAGGACGAGGACGUGCAGGCCAUCCUGAGGUCGCGGAAGGAGCGCAGGCAGAGGCAGAGGCAGCAGCCAGCGGAGGCUGCGCCCCAGGCCCCCGUCCAGGAGAGGCCGGAGGCCGAGGCAGGGAGGGACAGCGUGGACGCUGGGCGGGCCGCACAGCAGCCCCCGGUGCCCAGGAAGGAGCCGGAGCCCCCGCCUCGCCAGAGGCUGAGCCGGGAGCAGCGGGGGCUCUGGGCCCAGGGCGAGGAGGAGAGCUCGGCGGGGAAGAAGGAGGUUCUGGAAAAGACCCCUGCCUUGGAGAAGGCCCCUGUGCCGGAGGAGAAGACGUUAGCCCCGGAAAAGAGACUGGUCUCUGAGCAGAGCUCUGUCUCCGGGCAGCCGCCCGUGCCAGAGAAGAGCCCCCGGCCCGGGAAGAGCGCAGAGCCCCAGAAGAGGGGUGUCCAGGAGGUGCUCCUGGAAGAGAAGAGCGUCUCGGAGAAGGCCCCGGCCAGGCCAGCAGGCUCCGGCGGGAGGCGGGUGUUGGAGAGAGCCUCCAUCUUUGAGAAGCCGCUGCUCUCCGACAAGUCCCCGGCCACAGAGGCGAAGCCAGCCCCCAAGAGGGCAGCAGCGUCGGAGCAGGGAGCCCCCGCGGGGAGCCCGGCCACUGCCAAGGCGCCCGUCCCUCCGCCCGGGGCUUCCCGCCUGCCACCCAUCACCCUCCAGGUGAAGAUCCCCAGCAGGGAGGAAGAAGCAGAUGCAUCCUCGCCAUCCCAGCUCACCUACAGCAGCUCCCUCAAACGCUCCAGCCCCAGGACCAUCUCCUUUCGGAUGAGCCCCAGGAAGGACAACUCGGAAACAACCUUGACCCGCAGUGCCAGCGUGAGGCUCCCGGCCAGCUCGGCCAGGCUGGGCGAGAAGCUGGAGAGAUACCACACGGCCAUACAGAGAUCCGAAUCCGUCAGGUCUUCCGGCUCUUCCCGGGCUGAGGUCUUUGUGGCUCCUGCGGGUGUCGCCAGCAAGCGCCACCUCUUUGAGAAGGAACUGGUGGGCCAGAGCCGGCCAGAGCCGGCCUCCAGCAGGAAGGAGAACUUGAGGCUCUCCGGGGUUGUGACGUCGAAGCUCAACCUGUGGAUCAGCCGGACCCAGGAGUCUGGAGAGCAGGACCCCCAGGAGGUGCGCAGAGAGGUGGCAGCCACCAAGAGGACUCAGCGGGGAAAGAAGCCAGAGGCUUCCUUGGAGGCUGAGGUGUGACAGCUCUGUGAAGAAAGGCUGCCAGUCUACGUCUCAGGGCCCCCCCGUCCUGCAGGCCCCGCCUCCCACAGCUGCACCCCAUUGCGCCCUGCCUUUGCUCCCUUCCUGCUUCUCGACCUGUUGGGACCCGCUUGGGCUACGAAUGUCAGCGACCCUUCCCAGCCCGGCCCCCGGGGCGGGGAGCAGGUGUGCCCUGGCCCCCUUCCCGUGGCACUGCAGGUCCUGGGACCCAGCGCCAGCCCCGGGCACAGCACAGGGCUCCAUCAGCAGCACUGUGGGGCCAGGGCGGGGCCUCGCUGCCCCUCCCACCUGCUCCCCGCGGGGCCUCCAGGUGCCCGGCUGAGGCAUGGACCCACCCAUCGCAGUCCCCGAGGGCUGCU
Lepus europaeus (European hare) is the source of this 1866-nucleotide messenger RNA. It is a transcript of the gene LAD1, whose product is annotated as ladinin 1. The record is from RefSeq and is a predicted model, not a curated record. Gene Ontology annotation, molecular function: structural molecule activity. The transcript is spliced from 10 exons. The coding region runs from base 26 to 1486 and encodes 486 amino acids. NCBI's taxonomy places the organism in Eukaryota, Metazoa, Chordata, Mammalia, Lagomorpha, Leporidae.